AUGGACAAUGACAGCAAUGAACAUGACCAAGAAAAUCAAGAACAUGGACAUGUGGGAACAACAAGACAUUAUUGUAAGGUAUGUAAUAGAGGGUUUAGUUGUGCUGGAGCUCUAGGAGGGCACAUGAGAGCCCAUGUAAUAAUGGGCGGAAACACAAUCAACAUAAGAACUACCGAAGACAUCGAAAAUAGGACAAACCCGGCAACGACGACAAAGGGAGACGUAUACAAACACCCCUACUUUCUCCGGGCUAAGAUUCCGCGUAAUCAUCACAACUACGAGGGAGGAGCGGGGGGCCAAGAUUCGUCGACGUGCAAGAAGUCGUUAGAGUCGAGAAAUGAGGGGGGCUCGACGAAAAAUACGUCGAGAGAAGAAGAAGAUUUAGCCAAUUGCCUAGUCAUGUUGUCCAACAAAUCUUGUCAUUACAAGGAUGAAAACAAGGGCAAGGAAAUCGUCGUCGAGCGAGGAUUGUUCCAAUGUAAGGCUUGUAAGAAGGUUUUCACGUCGCACCAAGCGUUGGGGGGCCAUCGAGCUAGCCAUAAGAAAGUUAAGGGUUGCUUUGCAGCUAAAGUCGACGAUCAGAGCUCCCACAAUUGUGUCGUCGACGACGACAAUUCUACUGACGUCGUCGACGAUCACGACUUGAUGCAAGAGAGUCACAAACAGAAUACAACAACAACAACAACAACACUAGAGCAAGACUCCACUAAUUCGACGACGACAACGAGAAAAAGACCACUCAAAAUGCACGAAUGCUCUGUAUGUCAUCGCGUAUUCACGUCGGGACAAGCCCUAGGAGGCCACAAGAGGUGCCAUUGGCUCACGUCUUCGACCGAUAAUGCCUACAUCCCGAACUUCAACGAUUUUCAUUACAACCCUCAAAUUCAUCUCCAACCACACCAACAACAAUUCUACAAAACUCCCCUCGUCAUAACAACAACGGCAACGACGACAACGAUAAUGCCAACAAACCCUAGUCGACAAAAUGAUCAUCGUCGCGACAACAACAUUAACCAAAUCGAUCUUAACCUAAACCUACACUCCCCGCAACUCGAAAACACGAUUGGACACGAAACACCGUCGACAAUGUUGUACCUACAACAAUUGGCCAACUCUUCCACUGAAAUCAAGUCGACAAAAAUCGACAGCAACGACGACGACGUCGAAAAGUGUGAAGUGAAGCUAAGAAAGCUUAGUGAUCUAAGAGAUGUGAAUUUGGAUAAUGGAGGAUGGUUGCAAGUAGGGAUGGCUUCAACCACAGACAUUUGUUAG
This is a messenger RNA of Andrographis paniculata, 1272 nucleotides long. RefSeq lists its product as uncharacterized. The transcript has a single exon. NCBI's taxonomy places the organism in Eukaryota, Viridiplantae, Streptophyta, Magnoliopsida, Lamiales, Acanthaceae. The record is from RefSeq and is a predicted model, not a curated record. Bases 1 to 1272 code for a protein of 423 amino acids.